This is a messenger RNA of Emiliania huxleyi CCMP1516, 492 nucleotides long. RefSeq lists its product as hypothetical. The transcript has 3 exons. The coding region runs from base 1 to 492 and encodes 163 amino acids. Lineage: Eukaryota; Haptophyta; Isochrysidales; Noelaerhabdaceae. The record is from RefSeq and is a predicted model, not a curated record.
AUGGCUGUCACUGUUCCUGGUGCCUUUCACUCCUCCUUGGCAGCUGGCUGUCACCAGCUGUCACCAGCUGUCACCAGCUGUCACCAGCUGUCACCAGCUGUCGUUGCUGCCGUCGUUGCUGCUCCUCGUCGGCUGCUGGUCGUUGGCGCCGGGCUCACAAGCGCGGCCAUUCUCCGCCCCCUGGGCUACGUCACCGUCCACACCAGCACCAUUGGCAGGCACCUCGGGCGCCUCCAGCGGCUGUGGACGACCAGCGGCACCCGGGCUGGGUCUCGCAUCGAUGCGAGCGCCUCCGAGACACCCGCUGAGCGCCGCACUGCAGCGAGCUUGUGGGCGAUCGCGAGCCGCUUGGGAGGUCGUGCAGCUGUGGCCGGACUCACCGCGGCGUGCUCCAGCGGCGGCCUGGCCUUUGGCGUCCGCCGAGGCUACCGCGCCUCGCUCGCCAUCCCGCGCAUGUACUGGGCGAGGCCGGGGCGGCUUCGGCCCGUGUGA